Seriola aureovittata is the source of this 5011-nucleotide messenger RNA. RefSeq names its product HMG box domain containing 3 (gene hmgxb3). The record is from RefSeq and is a predicted model, not a curated record. The coding region runs from base 194 to 4063 and encodes 1289 amino acids. NCBI's taxonomy places the organism in Eukaryota, Metazoa, Chordata, Actinopteri, Carangiformes, Carangidae. The transcript is spliced from 21 exons.
CAAGUCGACGAGAAACCAAAGUACUUUACAGACAUAAAUGCAUCGAAAAUCUCCGAAAUAUUAUGAAGCAUAGACACAUUUCAGCUGUAACUACCGUUGGCAUAAUGCCUUACAAUUUAGGCGACUUCUAAAGGUUGUUCGACGCAGUUCCUAGAGCCUCGGGCCAUCGUAGUUGACCCCAUCUUUGGAAAUCAUGGAGAAAGUGGAGGUGUAUGAGGUGGUGAAAGUCACUGAGGAGGUGGAGAGCUGCUACAGCCAAAUGGAGGUGGCUACCCCAAAAAAGAGGAAGAGCAAAGCCCAAGAAGACUCUGCUGAGAAACCUAAGAAGCCUAGGUCUGCCUACCUGCUAUACUACUUUGAUGUUCACCAGAUUAUGCAACAGGAUAUACCUAAUCUGCCACAGUCAGAGAUCAACAAGCGUAUCAGUGAGAGCUGGAAAAGGCUAAGUGUGGCUGAGAAAGCCUACUAUCUGGAGAAGGCCAAGUCUGAGAAGGAGGGCAUAGAUACAUCCUCACUCAGUCCUUCCAAAGACCUGCCAGGCUUCCGCAAGAUCCUUCCUAGAGCCAGCUACUUCCUCUUGUCCAAAGGCAGCCCCUCAAAUCACCAGCCAGGAGGCUCCCAGUCAGAGGUGAGCAUGGAGUCUCUGGAGCCUCUAGCUGAAGGAGGCUUGCCCUCAGGCUCCAGUGCCCAAGAGCCCCAGUUGACAGCUCUAGGGUUGGCCGGUGAGGUGGAACUUUCCGAGCAGCCCAUUGUUGUUGAAGAGAUAGCAGAGGAAACUUCAGUAGUGUCUCGUUCCACUGACCUCCAAGGAAUCCCACCCUCCUCUUCCUCCUGUGUCUCAUCCAAAGUCUGGGUCUCCACAGACAUCCAGGGCUCCGCUGACCUCACAGCAAAUGGGGUAACACUGAAAGGAAAUGAGACACGAGCUGCCAGUAGUGGUUAUGGCAGGACGAUGGUGCAGCAAAUACAGGGGGAAACUACACAGGUGGUUGCCAUCAUCCCCUCGCAGAACUUGCUAGAGCCCAAGUCUUUGGCAGGUAUCAGCUCUGUGGGCCCAGUGAUGAUGGUCUCUGUAGGAGCCAGUUCAGAACAAAGUGCCAAGCCUUCAUAUAAAAUGUCUGUGAAAACAUACACCAGGAGAGGGCGAGGGAGGUGUCUGAAUCCUGGAUGUUCAUUUGUGUAUGUCACCCGCCACAAGCCACCAACGUGCCCUGAAUGUGGGAGCCUUUUGGGUGGAAAAUGGAUACCUGCUGCAAAGAAGACACAAGAGAAAGAAGCAGCAUCAAAGCAGUUUCCACAGAGAGCUGAAACCAAGCCUAAUGAAAGCUGCCAACCCACACAGCUCCCUGCUCAGGAGGGGAAUGCUGAUGUCAGUAAAACAAACACCACUGGGAGCAAAAAAGAAGGGCGAGUUCAGUGGCGCUCCAGAAAGCAGCAUGUAGUUCCAGGUGGGAAGCCACCAGAGGGCAGCAGCACCAAGCCACAAGAACAAACAAAUAGACAAUUGAAACCCAGUCCUAAAGGUGCCACAGUCCAAUGUCCAGACAGAAGCAGUGCCACUGUUCAGAAGAGGCCUGUCAGACCCAUCCUCCCUGCCUAUUACAGCACAGGCCGUGCCUUGUUUCAGAUCAUAACUGUCCCACCUGACAAAGGAAAAUUUCAGACUGCAAACAACAACAAAUCAUCAACUGUGACCAGAGAGAGUUUCUCAGGUCUAAAACCCAGCACUUUAAAGCAGCUCGGCCAAGCAGUCACGACAACCACAGCCAAGCAGGAUUCCCCUGCUCCAGCAGAUGGAAGCCAGCCUGUGUCUUCACUGACUGAUAGGAGAGUGAAUAUCCUGUCAGUCGUGCCUUUCAAACAGCACACUGUCUCUAACUUUGACUUGGGACUGUCCACAGCACGAGGCAGGGGUCGCUGUAAAAACCCAUCCUGUGAUUAUAUGUACAAGAACAGACACAAACCUGCAGUGUGCCCUAAAUGUGGAUGUGAGCUGACUCAGAAGAACACCAAGGCAGCAAAGUCUGAGAUGCUGCUGGAUCCGUACCAGGCCCUGAGUCCUGCUCAGAAGGACAUCCAGCGGCAAAAUACACUGCAGCUACUGCGUCGUUCCCUGCAGAUUCCUGAAAGCGAGACUGAGCUUCAGGAAACAUUAAACCUCAUCCAAGAGCUCAAUAGUCUCCAGAUCAUCUUGGUUCAACCAGGUGACCAGGAGCAUGAAGACAGCACAGGGACGGAGACGCUGGUUGAGUCUGGGUGGCCUCAGUACUUUGAAUCAGCAGCUACUCACUGUGGCCUGUGUAACUACCCUCUCUUCAAGGGAGGUCAGAGUACUGUGGCAGGGCAGGAAGACUGCUGGCUGCUUACUGAGGCCCUGGUGCAGACAGCUUCUCUUCAGCUCAAGGUGUGCCUCAACGUUCAGUGUCUGGCUCUGCACAGCUUCACUGACCUGCAUCCAGGUUUGUUCAACAUCGGGAACAGAUUACUGGUGAGUAUUGACCUGCUCCUGAAGAUCAGGGUGAACAUUAGACUGGGCCAAGCGCCCUCUCAGGCAGCCAGGACUAUACUGGACCACAUCCCCAAUCAUCCUGUCCAUGCACUGAGUCCUGAGGAGUUAUCCCAAAUUCAAGAGCUUCUCCUGAGUGGCUACUGGGCCUUUGAGUGUCUGACGGUGCGAGAUUACAACGAUAUGAUCUGCGGCAUUUGUGGUGUUGCUCCCAAGCUGGAGAUUGCACAACGACACACGCGCAACGUGCUGGAGCUCAAGAAUGUGGAGUUUACCUGGCCUGAGUUUACAGUCUCAGAUGAGGUACAUGUGGAUGACUUCUGGCUGACCAUGGAGAGUGAGGCUAUCGAGCAGGCAGCUUUCCCCACCGACAUCCCUAUCACACGUGUGGACGCUUCAAUCAUCGCUCCCUUCAUCCCCCCUCUGAUGAGGAGUCCCAAUGUUAUCAACACAGAGAAAGACAAGGCCUUGUCACACACAGAGCAGCCCUCAGGAGAUCCAUCAGUUCUGGUGCGUCUUAUUCAUGAUGGUCAGCUGAGACUCGACAAGAUUGAGGAUCACAGUGAAGACGAGCUGAGAACAAUACUGGACGGCUGCGGGGUGAACAUCACGUCAGGCUCCACUAAGAAUGAGCUGCUGGCUUCUCUGAUUUCAUUGUGCACGCUUGUUCAUAGCGGCCUCUCCACUGCGCCACAGCCGCCUCCACACCUCACUGCUGGCAAGCUGUCUAAGGUCUGCCCCCACAAGGUGGUGUGUGGCUCUAAAUACUUGGUGAGAGGAGAGACGGCUCGAGAUCACGUCGACCUGCUGCUGUCCUCUCGCUACUGGCCCCCAGUCUAUGUUAGUGACUGUGCCCGUCAGGUGGCACUCUGUACAGACAUGCUGUAUCCAGAACUGGCAACCCAGAUGUGGGGCAGGAACCAAGGCUGCUUCUGUGAUCCCUUUGAAAAGCCAGAGUUUGUUUCAUGUGCUGAGCUACAAGACCAGCCGUACAGUGCUGACCUUUCCUUGGUAGCUGAGAACCAGCAGGUCCACCCCAUCACCAAAUCUUCUUCUUGCUGGCUGGUUCAUCCUCCUGGAGCAGAACAGCCCCCGGAGCCUCCUGCUCCAGAGCACCACUCAAUGUCCCACUGCAGAGACCUGGAGCCCUACAUCAGCCUGGUGGCUGAGCUGGAGAAAGAGAAGGAAGAAGAGGAUGAUGAGGGGCCAGAACAGAAAGAAAACACAGACAAAGCUGAGAAAGACACCACAGAGAAAUCAGAGGACUGUUCCUCUGUGAACCGUGCACGGUGGCGACCUGUGGUUUUCAGCAACACAGCCUAUUACUACCUGUACAACCGUAUGGUAGAUUACCUCACUAGUAGGGAAAUCGUGAGCCAGCAGAUCAACCAAGUGGUGAAGGCCUGCCAGCCGGGAGAGGUGGUGAUCAGGGAUGCUCUGUACCGGUUGGGAGUGGCACAGAUCAACACAGAGAAAGAGGAAGAAGAAGGAAGUGUAAUUGAUGAACAGACACAAGAGGGAGGGACAGAAACAUAUGAGGUUGUCCUGCCUGAAUAAAAAUGUUUAGGAUGGACAGCUGGAUGAAUCAACAGGCAGACAGAGGCAUGGACUGAAUGUAAAGAUGGCUGCAUGCAAAGAGAUGAUUGCAGAACAAAAGAGCCAUGUGGGAAAAGGAGAUGCCAUAAGGAGAGAUGAAAGUGCUACCAGAAGCGUCCAAGAGUGUGAGAAAUACAGUUCUAACCCUGAGGGAGCAGAAAGUACCAGAGAGUAUUUUACUGUUAGUAAAGGACUAGCCUGUACAACAACACACUUCAUCAGUUAUACAGUGCUGACAGGUUUUUCUGAUGUGAGGAAAUGUGCUGAAUAUGGAUGCAGUGGGUUGAAUCUUGAAGAAGUGGACUGCAGAGUGCUCAGUAGUGUUUACUGUGAACAUACUGACAAAGACAUACAUUAUAAUUACAGGUUACAAAGUCAUUUUUAACUAUCUAUAACAGUGGGUGCGCGAAUAAGUGUAAGUUAAUAUGGUGGAGUAAAUGCAACACUUUUACCAAUGUGGUGCCAAGAGUUAAAAGAAAUGAAAAAGUAUGUGAAGGUGAUAGAAAGUUGAGUCCUAAAUCUAAAUCAGUGCUUUCCUGUGACUGAACGAAUAUAAACAGGAUUUAUAACUCAGCUACUUCAAGCCUAAGAAUACGUAACCGUGAAUAGUUGUAUAUUUAUUGCCCUUUUAUGUCCAGAGACAUUACUGCUUUGUGUUUUACACUCUUACCUCUCACCUGCCACUUGUUGCCUUUUCGACCGAUGUUUGCUUUUGAAAAGUGAUGAUAAAAAAUCUAUCUGUUCAUUUUACUGUAUCAUAAUGUGAUGAUGGACCUUUUGGCCUUUUGCUUCAUUUUGGAUCAUUCUGGCUUCUCAGUGGAUAUCCAUUCGAGGAUGCAUUCAAUCAGUUGUCUUGACUCUUGUCAACCAAUCACCAGUUAGCCAUUGACAAUAAACUGGAGAUAUGUA